AUGGAACUGAGUACCGGGCAUCCUGGGAAGGAGACGGACCAUUCUGGGAAGGGGAUGGACCACAAAGGGCAUCCUAGGAAGAAUACUAGCAGCAUGGAGACCCAGACAACAGACAUGGGCCUGCAGCAGGAAACGUGCGAUGUGUACUUUCCCCAGCCUGACAACACAUCAACCUCGAAGGUGCUGGAAUACAAAGGAUACAGACCAUACAAGUGUCACCUGUGUGACUAUGCUGCCUCUCAGAAACGUGGUUUGGAAAAACAUAUGGCAAAACACAGUAGUGAGAAACCAUACGUGUGCUGGGAGUGUGGAUACAGGACAGCUUAUAGAACUCAUACGGGAGAAAGGCCCUACAAGUGUGACCAGUGUGACUAUUCUGCAGCAGAGAAGUCCACAUUGGACAAACAUCGAAGAAAACACACCGGUGAGAGACCCUACAUGUGUGAGAAGUGUGGGUAUAGGACAACUCAAAGGUCUACCUUAUCUCAACAUAUGAGAACCCAUACAGGACAACAACAAUAG
Molecule: messenger RNA, 522 nt
Organism: Branchiostoma floridae (Florida lancelet)
Lineage: Eukaryota; Metazoa; Chordata; Leptocardii; Amphioxiformes; Branchiostomatidae
Product: zinc finger protein 37A-like
Exons: 3
Coding region: 1-522 (173 amino acids)
Biological process (GO): regulation of transcription by RNA polymerase II
Cellular component (GO): nucleus
Molecular function (GO): RNA polymerase II transcription regulatory region sequence-specific DNA binding; DNA-binding transcription factor activity, RNA polymerase II-specific
Source: RefSeq, a predicted model, not a curated record